Vairimorpha ceranae is the source of this 606-nucleotide messenger RNA. RefSeq lists its product as hypothetical. The coding region runs from base 1 to 606 and encodes 201 amino acids. NCBI's taxonomy places the organism in Eukaryota, Fungi, Microsporidia, Nosematidae. The record is from RefSeq and is a predicted model, not a curated record. The transcript has a single exon.
AUGUUUUCUUUUUUACUUGGCUUUUUUGAGCACAUUGGCUUUUCUGAACUCAGUUCGAGUGCAAUAUCGACUAAGAUAUCUCUAGAAGAUAAUAUACUUGGACAGUUUAAUAUUGAUGCUAUACAUGAAAGAUGUUCGGUGGUACUUAAAGAAUAUUUGAAAAGCAAAGAAAAUUUUGUGUUAAUGGCUAAAACUUACUUUUUAUUGCACAAAAUUCCGAGAAAAGUAUUGGAAAAGUUCUAUAUUGAUGUUGUAACUGAUUAUUAUAAGCGAGUAAGGAAAUUUCCUUUCCCUGACAGCGAAUUUAGAGAAGUUGCACGUGAAGCUUUCGAUAAGAAAAAAAGUAUGUUAAAGUUUCUUUUUUCCACGGAUCAUUUCGCCAAAGAUACAUAUAAUGAUGCUGCUGCAACAGUCAUAGGUGGUAUAAAAUUAGAUAAAGAAUUAGACGAAAAGCUUAUUAAAGUUGUUCAAAGAUUUAUCGGAGAUUUAGAUGCAAGUUUGAGUAAUUUUUUAGAAGAGGAUUUAAAAAUUAAAUUAACUGAGAGGAAACUAGAAUAUAAUUCAUUGAAGCUUUCAUAUAUUGAAAAGGCACUGGCUGAGAUAUAA